AUGGUCCUUGACAGUGCCGACGACCCCGACGUGUUCGGCGCUGGCAGUAACCCUAAACGACGUCCGCUAGCUGCCUAUCUUCCGCAGAGCCCAAACGGGUUUCUUCUCGUCACAACACGUGAUAAGGAUCUAGCUUCUAGGCUAGUAGGGGGGUACAAGAAUACAAUCAAGAUCGGGCCAAUGGCGCAGAGUGAUGCUCUGUUGCUCCUGGAGAAGAAGCUGGGAUCGCUCUCGGAUACAGAUAUGGCGGUAAAUCUCGUGCGGGCGCUCGACCUUGUGCCGCUUGCCAUCAGCCAGGCGGCGGCCUACAUUCAGAGAAUGUCGCCACGGAGCUCGCCCAAGAAGUACCUAGACGAGUUCCGAAAGAGCGAGCGGAAUCGGAGAAAGCUUCUGCAAUAUGAUGGUGGGGACCUGCGGCGGGACGGAGGAGCAUCUAACGCGAUACUUACGACGUGGCAGAUAUCCUUUGACUACAUCCGGUCUAAGCAGCCCUCUGCGGCGAAUCUGCUGUCGCUUAUGAGCUUCUUUGACCGACAAGGCAUCCUUGGAUGGGUGCUAAACCCUUCGAGAAUUGCCCAGGACGGCGAUGUUAGCUUCGAAGAUGAUGUGGCGAUGCUAAGGGACUACUGUCUCAUCACCGCAGACGAGACAGAGGACAAGUUUGAGAUGCACGGGCUCGUGCAGCUGUCGACCAGGAGAUGGCUAGAAACGUUUGGGCAGGAGGAGACGUUCAGGUGUGACGAACCGUUACAAGCACAGGAGUAUUAUCGCUGGGAUAGAACAAUAGAGUAA
Sordaria macrospora k-hell is the source of this 792-nucleotide messenger RNA. RefSeq lists its product as uncharacterized. The record is from RefSeq and is a predicted model, not a curated record. NCBI's taxonomy places the organism in Eukaryota, Fungi, Ascomycota, Sordariomycetes, Sordariales, Sordariaceae. Gene Ontology annotation, molecular function: ADP binding.